CCCACCACGCCCCACCACUCUGCACACAUUUCACUAUCGUAAACGCAACGAUACGUCCGAACUUGAGGCAGCUAAAUUAUACCGUUAUUUGCAACGAUUGCUUGAAGUUUAGUACCGUGCGAGAGCUAGUUAACGCGGCGGUCGACCGCUCGCCCACAUAUUUCCUUCGCAAAGGCGUUUUUUUUUCAUUCUCGUUAAAAAACGUUCAAAUGGAACAAAUGAAUUGCUAAGUAUCUUGCAGUUUGAGCGCUGGGAGAACGGAGCAAGUGAGAUUUUAAAGCGUUCGUCGCUCGAAAGCCACCGACGCGAGGUUUUAACGCGGCGUUGAAAAAACGCCAGUGCGAAUAAGAACUUCCUAAUGAGCUGCGCCUCUCUAAAUCCCUCGAUUAUACAUUUUGUUGUUUCUCAUUUAGUUUUAUUACGAUAAAACGAACCUGAGAAUAUUAUCGCCUCCUCCUAUUAGAUCGAGAGUGUAAUGUAACUGGGGGUGUUAGGACUGCAGAGACACCUGUUUUAAUAUUUUUUAUUGUAGUGUAUAUUGUGUAAAAGAGAAGGAAAGGGACGACGAUAUGUAUAGUCGCGGUGCACUCGCUCACUACUGGACAAUGUUUUCGUGAAAUGUGAUAAUAGAAUAGCACGAACACGAACUUGUAUAUCGCGACUGUUGUUUUACUCAGAUAGUUUGUACUUGAAGCUUUCGAUACUUUGAGCGUCCCCCGGCCGCCCCCUGCCACCCCCUGCAGACCCCUGCCGCCCCAUGCAGCCCCCUACAGCGGUGCGGUGCGUGGUUUGUUAAAAAAAAGUGUUUUAUGUAAUAUAUUCUUUGUUUUUUUAUUUAUGAAUUCUGCAACAAAUUACACGUUCCUUUUAAUUUGUACAGGAUAAGUGUAGCUUGUAGUUCCCGCCCCACGCCCCGCCCCCCACGUAGAUAUGUAAGCAUCGGUGUACGCUCCACUUUACGGAAUAUAACUUUAAUAAUGAACUCUAUGAAACGUAGGCCGCCGCGGAAUUUAGAGCUUACGAGUUGCACUGUUCGUGAAGUGAUCGAUGUUUAGGAAUUAUUGUUUUAUUGUAACUAUAUGUUUUGUAUUCGUGUCGUGACGUGUCGUGUCGUGACGUGACGUGACGUGUCGUGUCGUGUCGCGCUCGCGGUCCAGUCCUGGCUUACAAUUUCAUUUUUUACCGUGUGAAGUGCUGCGGUUAACGCAUUUCUUGUUAAAAUAUUUUAUGUAGCAAUUUAUUUCCUGACGAAAGAUUUUGUAAUCAAAUAAAUGAUGGCUAUUUUCUAUAAUGUUUUAUUUUGUCAUGAUGUUCAUCCCUAAACAAGCGGCAACUGCGUCUCUACAUGUAGUAGCGCGGGUAGUAAUGUACAAUCUCCUCAUUGGUGUGAAGUGAACAUUCCCCUAACCUCUACCUACCUGACACGUAGGAGAUUUACUGAAAAGUUAAGAUAAAGAAAAGAGGAAAAAUAAAAAGUCCUCGACGGUAUUUUUCAUAGAGGUAGGAUUUGUGAAGGAGAGCUGCAGCCGGCGAGCUCGCCCCGCGCUGAUCUCUCUCUUCUCUCACUUCAUCGCCGCUAAAAAGUUAGGUUUCAUAUUGAGACUUCCUUUAACUGGUUCUCAGGACACUUUUCUAAUGCAAAAAAUAAACGACAACCUUUUUUUAUACAAUUGUCAAGGUGACAUUAAGUUAAGACGUCUAUCGUUUAUGCUGUAAUAUUAAUUUAGUAUUUAGAUACAAAAAUGUUAUUAUUAAUUUUAAUAAGCAGCCUAGCGAGUAACGCGCUGGGGUCGGCGGAGCUGCGCGGGCUGUACGGGCUGCGCGGCGGCAACCGCGUCACUCUGUGCAUGAGCCCGGGCACGGCGGGCCGCGGCCAUGACGUGUGCCGCGGCGCGCUGUGGCGACGCCACUGGGUGCUCGUGCGCGGCAGCUGCGUGGCGCGCCGCCCCCUCUACCCCGUCGUGCUCGUGCGCGACUCCGCCGACAACGUCGACUGCGAGGAGGUGCAACAAGACAUGUUGUACUACAAUUACCGCAAAGUGCUUGCACGAUUCAUGCACCCCAACUUCCCAGAGACAGACUUUGCGCUGAUUUGUGUUCUGGAGCCAUUUGAUGCAUUGCAAGUCACCUCCAAUGCCAGCAUGGAACUGCUCACUAAGCUGGAGCCGUGGCUGUGGGAAACAUAUAACGGAUUCUCUCCUGAGACACACUUGGCACAUUAUUGGCCCAGUGAACAGAACAUGGUGUUUGCAUCCCCUGUGAGAAUGUUCAUGGCUACAGUCGUUCUGCCAUUGACGAUUUUUAUAGCAUUCUUCCUGCUUAUUACAUUCUACACGGGCACUGACAAGAACUCUCUCCCAUAUAGAAGCCUUGAGGAUAAAGACGACUCUUCUUUUGCGUAGACUGAAUAAAAACGAAUAAUUUAUA
Papilio xuthus (Asian swallowtail) is the source of this 2427-nucleotide messenger RNA. RefSeq lists its product as uncharacterized. The record is from RefSeq and is a predicted model, not a curated record. Lineage: Eukaryota; Metazoa; Arthropoda; Insecta; Lepidoptera; Papilionidae. The transcript has 3 exons. The coding region runs from base 1743 to 2402 and encodes 219 amino acids.